Molecule: messenger RNA, 1359 nt
Organism: Phoenix dactylifera (date palm)
Lineage: Eukaryota; Viridiplantae; Streptophyta; Magnoliopsida; Arecales; Arecaceae
Product: lumazine-binding family protein
Biological process (GO): riboflavin biosynthetic process
Molecular function (GO): riboflavin synthase activity
Source: RefSeq, a predicted model, not a curated record
CCACUUGACCGGAGUCCGUUAGACAUUUUGUAGCCCUCCACUUUUACACCACCUCGAUUGGUUGCACUCACAGCCGGCUUGUUAACAUACGUGCCACAGAAAAAACCGCCCGUGAGAUACGAGUCACCACUGCCUCACUGGCGAAACCCCCACAACGGCGGUCCUAGUUGCCUGCCAUCCGUUCGUUAAAAUUCCCGAGAGCGUUGCGAACUGGGGAACGCACACUCUCCAUCAACACGCGGAAAAUGGCAACAGUUCGCACCCCCUUCUCUCUCUCCCUCCUCAAAACCCCCAAAUCCUCGCUUCCCAAUAUCUCCAAAGCCUUCUUCCACCCCACCUCCGUCUCCCACUCCCUCUCGAUCUCCCUUAAAUGCCACAAUGGGUUCAAUCCCCUUCAUCUAAAACCCUAUCUAUCCCCCUUCGUCGGGAACUCCAAACCCCGAAAAUCCGCCACCGGCGUAGCCGUCAAGUCCCUCUUCACCGGCAUCGUGGAAGAGAUGGGCCAGGUCCAGCACUUGGGGCCCUCCCGUGACGGGGGCUUUGAGAUGAGAAUCGCCGCAAAGACCGUCCUCGGCGGCGUCCAGCUCGGUGAUAGUAUCGCCGUCAAUGGCACCUGCCUCACCGUCACCGACUUCGACCCCGCUGCCUCCCACUUUACCGUCGGCCUCUCGCCGGAGACCCUCCGGAAGACCAACCUCGGCGAUCUCGUCAACGGCUCGCCGGUAAAUCUGGAGCGGGCCCUCCAGCCGACCUCGAGGAUGGGCGGGCACUUCGUCCAGGGACACGUCGAUGGGACCGGCGAGAUCGUGUCGAUGGAGCCCGAGGGGGACUCGGUCUGGGUGAAGGUAAAGGCGCCGCCGGAGCUGCUCCGUCUCGUGGUGCCCAAGGGAUUUAUCACGGUGGACGGGACGAGCCUAACGGUGGUCAGCGUUUACGAGGAGGAGAAAUGCUUCGACUUUAUGCUGGUCGUCUAUACCCAACAGAAGGUGGUGAUACCUUUGAAAAAAGUGGGGGAUAAGGUGAACUUGGAGGUCGAUAUACUGGGGAAGUAUAUUGAGAAGUUGCUAAAGAGCGGGAUUGGGUCUGCUGCUUCUGUUAGCUUCUCAUGAAGCUGAAAGGAAUUCAGAGGAAAGAAUGUCAGUAUCAAGGCAAGAUCCAUAUAGCAACCCUCAAAUUGUUGGGAUACAUAGUUCAAUCUUGAUAUUUAAGCUCUGAAUAUCAUAGUCUUCUUGGCAUUUUAGGUUAGAUGAUCUCCAUAGUUUACUCCCACUUUAUGUAUUCAGAUGAAAUUUCAUGUUUAAUACUUCUGUAUACUGUUUGGUUGACUUAUUCAAGAGUAUUUGGUAUUAAACUUUUGUU